AUGAAAGAAACCAAAUCCACAUUGUUGAAACUUACCAAGGAGCAAGUUGAAAAGCUAAGAAUGAGAGCAAAUUCUUCAAAUCCAACUAAUCAAAACAUCAAGAAAUCGGUAGAUGUCAAUGAAGUACUACUGCAACCAUCACCAUACAGUCGAUAUGAAUCGAUCACGGGACACAUAUGGGUGUGUGCAAGCAAAGCCCGUAACAUCGACAAUGACAAGAGCAACCUAUCAACAAUGGUUCAAAUAGUUGUUAACGUAAGACAACGACUUAGGAAACCCAUCCCUAAAAACUUUUGUGGAAAUGCAGCCUUGAUUAGCAUAACUCCGCAGUGCGAAUUUGGGGAGUUAAUGUCUCAACCAUUAAGCUAUGCUGCCAAAAAGAUAAGAGAAGCAUCAUGGAAGAUGACUGAUAUAUACGUGACAUCAGCAAUAGACUUUCUAACAACAGAAGAGGACAUAUGUUGGACGAGAACAUCAUCGUCGUCAUCUUCAUCCAUUGUUCGAGUUAAAGGCACAUCCUUGAGCAACCUGAAUCUAUCUACAGUGUCUUGGUUGUCAAUGUCAAUAUAUGAUGCAGAUUUUGGGAGGGGACACCCAAAUUAUGUUGGACCAUCACUGUUAGCUUAUGAUGGGAAGGUGUUCAUCAUGCCAGGGUCAAACAAUAAUGGUUCGAUCAUCAUAGCAAUACAGUUACAGAUGAAGCAUAUGGAGUAUUUCAAAGAGUAA
This is a messenger RNA of Cucumis sativus (cucumber), 726 nucleotides long. Its product is annotated as spermidine hydroxycinnamoyl transferase. Lineage: Eukaryota; Viridiplantae; Streptophyta; Magnoliopsida; Cucurbitales; Cucurbitaceae. The transcript has a single exon. The record is from RefSeq and is a predicted model, not a curated record. Gene Ontology annotation, molecular function: acyltransferase activity, transferring groups other than amino-acyl groups. The coding region runs from base 1 to 726 and encodes 241 amino acids.